UACCAAGGGACAGGAAUAUCUGCGUUGGUGGCUCUUUAUCCCGCUCCAAACGGCCUUCUCGCUGACGUGCCUGCAGUCAACCCGAAUCAAUGGGGUAUCGAUGGGGGUAUCACAAAUGGUGUCUCUCGAUUAUGUAUGAAUGUACGUCUGCAAUCUCGCCUCCGGUAGUCAACCCAGCGACAGCCAAUGCUGACCACGACGUACAGGUUACCACGUUUGAUAAUGGCACCUAUGCCACUAACACCACCGCCCCUGAGUUCGCGGUCACCUGGAAUUAUACCCAAGGCAAUCCUGACCAACCUGUGCAUGCCUUUCCCAACAUCAUGAUCAAUGGGACCACCCUCCCUGUCCACGUAAACAGUCUGAACAAUAUCACCCUGGAUGUGGACUGGACAUACGGAUUAGGCAAUGAGCCUGUUGCAACCACGGAUAUUAAAUCUUUAGACACAGCAAGCCUCAAUGCCAACGUUGCCGUUGAUAUGUUCUUGGACAGCACCCAGGAACUUUCAUCAGACAGCGAGAAGGCCAAAUACGAAAUCAUGGUCUGGCUCGCUCGCUUUGGUACCUCGACUUACCCCUAUGGCAAGCAAACAUCGAUAACCCAGACAGUAAAUGGUGUUAACAGCGAUCUCUGGUCUGGCACGAAAACUACCACAAACCAGAUUGUCUUAACAUGGGUUGUGCCAGACGGCACAACUGCUCAAAAUUUCACGGGCGAUUUAAGAACACUACUUGAUCGGCCCACGGGAAUUGCUGAGGGCGAAUAUCCUUCGGCUACCGAUUAUUUGGGUCACUUCAGUUUUGGCUCCGAGGCUUAUUACAUUGAUACCAACGUCACGUUCCACGUGCCCAACUUUGCGAUAGACAUACGAACAUAAGAUAACGGAUGGGGAAUAAAUAUAUGGAUUAGUGUAAAAUAAUGAUUACUGGAGUUUGGAACGGCCAUAAGUCUUAUACAGGGAUGCUUUUACGGUUUAUUCAAUUUUGUGCAGAUUGGAUUAGGUUGGGUAAUUGGAGUUGCUUUAGCCACUGUUUCGUUAUCAAAUAAUAGUGUAACAUGACCUUUUCUCUA
Molecule: messenger RNA, 1072 nt
Organism: Talaromyces proteolyticus
Lineage: Eukaryota; Fungi; Ascomycota; Eurotiomycetes; Eurotiales; Trichocomaceae
Product: concanavalin A-like lectin/glucanase domain-containing protein
Exons: 2
Coding region: 90-878 (262 amino acids)
Biological process (GO): polysaccharide catabolic process
Molecular function (GO): cellulase activity
Source: RefSeq, a predicted model, not a curated record